AUAAUUUUAUAGGAUAAGAUGUUUGGUCCGGAAGUUGUUAUCACAGGGAUCUCUGGACGGUUUCCAGAGAGUGACAACAUUGAUGAAUUCCGGGAGAAUCUCUUUGCUGGAAAAGACAUGGUCACUGAAGAUGACCGAAGAUGGCCACCAGGUCUGUUCGGUCUUCCAAAACGGAAUGGUAAGUUAAAAGACAUAUCUAGAUUUGAUGCAUCAUUUUUCGGUGUACACGCAAAGCAGGCCGAUGUCAUGGAUCCACAACUUCGACAUUUAUUAGAACUCACCUAUGAGGCUAUUGUCGAUGCAGGGAUGAAUCCCCAGGAACUGCGCGGCUCGAAGACAGGGGUGUUCAUCGGCCAAACGUUCAGUGAGGCCCAAGAAUACUUUGCACAGGACCCAGACACAUUUACGGGUUAUUCCCUUACCGGUACUUCUAGAGCAAUGAUAGCCAACAGGGUAGCCUACGUUUUCGACUUCAAAGGUCCCAGCUAUUGCCUUGACACGGCAUGUUCAUCAGCGCUGUUCGCCCUCCAACAAGCUGUGACUGCAAUCCAACGCGGAGAUUGCGAUGCGGCGAUAGUAGGUGGAGUCAACCUUCUCAUAAAGGCACAUACGUCAUUGCAGUUUCAGAGGCUUAGUAUGCUGAGCCCUCGGGGGACAUGCAGGGCAUUCGAUUCCACAGGUGAUGGAUACGUCCGCAGCGAGACUACUGCAGUACUGUUCUUACAAAAGACAAACGACGCUCGAAGGAUCUAUUCAACCAUUGUGAGGGCGAAAACAAACACAGAUGGGUUCAAAGAACAGGGGAUAACUUACCCAGCCGGGGCGAUGCAGAAACGGCUCAUAGAGGACGUCUUCAGCGGGAUACCUGUCAAACCGGAGGAGGUGUCUUACGUAGAGGCUCAUGGCACUGGAACCAAAGUAACAGUUCCAUUACAUAUAUUUCUAAAUAGUCCUAAUGAAUAUCUCUAAAAAUUAAGUAAUCUAGUAAUGAUGAAAAUAAAAUAAUGUAUUACACACAAUAAG
This is a messenger RNA of Nezara viridula (southern green stink bug), 1023 nucleotides long. The record is from the annotation of a GenBank genome assembly. NCBI's taxonomy places the organism in Eukaryota, Metazoa, Arthropoda, Insecta, Hemiptera, Pentatomidae.